AUGUCCGGACAAACUCAAUGGGACCCCGCUACCGCCGCCAGCAUCCUCUUCCAAAGCAACGACAAGUCCGUCAUCCUGCUAGAUAUCCCACGCUCACUUGAAGAAGCACAAGUCCUCCCCGGUCAUCACCUCUUGCGCCGGGUCUACUCGGACGCGCCACCGUCUGAACCCUUCCCGACGCCGGAUCCGAAGAGGAGUCGCCAUGGCGGCCACAAGCAUGCAUCUCAAUCUGGCGGUGCGGCACACGACUGGUCCUUUCAGUCCCCCGCCGCCCAGAUAGCCGACCUGAUGACCACGGCAUCUGUCGAAAGCGCAUUACAAGUGUUGCGAGACAAAUACAAUGGACCCUUUCACCUGCCUCGCAUCUCAUCUCCAGUAGAUACCAAGGAUGCAGAAACAUCAAACACAUUGCCCGUACAAGAUGCUACAUCUCUCCACGGAUCCAUCCAAGACCUAAAGCACGUCUUCAAUGACACCGCGCCAUCCUUCAAAUUAGUCCUCCUUGAUCCUCCGUGGCCAAACCGGUCUGCCAAGAGACGCACUGAUAAAUAUGCCACCGUCCCUAAUCUCGCUGAGAUGCGAGACCUCUUGACAAGUAUACCCGUUUCUGCGCACUUGGCAAACGACGGCCUUAUAGCUGUCUGGAUCACCAACAAGGCUAGUAUUCCUGAAUUGCUCACGUCUCCCACGGGGGUAUUCGCCUCGUGGGGCGUAGAAUUUGUCUGUGAAUGGACAUGGCUGAAAAUCACAGCCGCAGGCGAGCCUCUCUUUGACGUGGAUUCGUCCUGGAGGAAACCGUGGGAAAAGCUUCUCAUCGCGAAGCGCAUUGGCGUGCCUGCUCCUCCGGACCUCAAGACAAAAGUCAUUGUUGCUGCGCCUGAUAUUCACUCUAGAAAACCAAACUUCAGGGGUCUUUUUGGGGACGUCUUGGGACAGCCGGAUUAUACUGGCUUAGAGAUAUUUGCACGCAACCUGACAAGUAGAUGGUGGAGUUGGGGCGAUCAGGUCCUCCAUUUUCAAGAUCAGCGGUAUUGGAAGCAAUUGGAAUAA
This is a messenger RNA of Pochonia chlamydosporia 170, 1050 nucleotides long. Its product is annotated as MT-A70 family. Bases 1 to 1050 code for a protein of 349 amino acids. Gene Ontology annotation, cellular component: nucleus; RNA N6-methyladenosine methyltransferase complex. The transcript has a single exon. The record is from RefSeq and is a predicted model, not a curated record. NCBI's taxonomy places the organism in Eukaryota, Fungi, Ascomycota, Sordariomycetes, Hypocreales, Clavicipitaceae. Gene Ontology annotation, molecular function: nucleic acid binding; methyltransferase activity.